AGUCACGCACACAAGAACGUCAUAAAGCAAAACACGAACCUUCCCACAACCGAGAGACGGAAAAACAGAACAGAACAAUUGUAACAACCAUAGAACAUCAGGACAUAUGGCCUCAGCAGCCGGUCCAUAAAUCACUAGGGGUAGUGGUAAUAAGCCUCAACCACGGAGUAACUAAGGAAAGCCUAAGUUUGGAUUCCUAUGUGGUACCGUGGUAAUACCUCGACAAAAAGAAGAAGAAGAAGUAUCUACACGUAGCAGCAGCAGCAACAAAGCCGCCGAACAAUUACUUAAAGAAACAUGAUAGAAAUUAAUGCAAAAUUGCUACGAGAUCAAAGUGCGGUGUUCAUGUGUGGUGAGGUCGUUGAGUGUUUAAUCGAUUUCAUCCAUCCAUCUCUGCCGGAGCACAAGAUUUCCCAGAGCAAUAGCGAUAUUUUGGAAAAUCUCGCGUGGGCAACGGUACAACUGCACUGCUACUGCAACGCUUCUUUCAAUGAGAAAUCAACAAACAAUGAGGCCGUGUCGAACCGGAACGUUGGUGGCAGUACUUCGUUGAACGCGAGCAAUCAACUCAAGGGUGAGGUGCUACACUCAACCGAACCGAAGAUUCUGUUCUGCGACCUUAGACUUUCCCCCGGCGAAGCAAAACAAUUUCUUUACCGUGAAACAGUUCCACUUAGUACGCCACCGACGUACCGUGGGAUUCGGGUGAAGUAUUAUUACAAAAUAACGGUGGCCACCCAGCGGCUAGGAUCUACCGUGCAAGCGCUUAACAUUCCGAUUCGUGUGCUCCCGCUACCGCUGCCCCAGAGUGAUCUAGACGAAGCGAUCACACUAAACGACGAAUCGAACGAAGACUUGGCACCGAACAAUCCGUUUCUGGAGAAAAAACGGCCACCUUCCCGCAUCGAGUAUGCGCUACACUAUUUACGGGGUGUGACCGCACGCCGCCGGCCCAACUUCUUUAUGAUCAACAACAAAUGGGGCAAAGUGGGUCGGUUCUGUCUGUUCAAGUCGGCGUACAAGUUGGGCGAGGACAUUGUGGCAACGAUCGACUUCAGCUGCGGAACGGUCAAAUGUGUCCAGCUGUCGGUAACGUUACAGUGUGAAGAAACUGAGCUGAACAGCGCACCGAUCACGCCUACGUGUGCAAAGACUGAGCUGGCCGGUUCCGAUGCUUCUGCUGCGGCUGACAACUCCACCGAAGCGGCCAACGAACCGGCGGAGCGAAGCAAGAACAUUUCCCGUGUUACGAACUACAGCAAACACCACGAAGUUUGUCUGGGGAUGCUGCAAACGCAAGUGAUCCUACCCAUUCCGCUGCACGUAACACCCACCUUCCGCACGGACCUGGUGGAGGUCAGUUGGCGAUUGCACUUUCAGUUUGUGACGAGCACGAACCAGGAGUUGAGCAGCGAAAUGCUACUCGAUCGAAGCACCGAAAACGAGGAGGAAUUGGAAUGGGUCGCACCGACGGACAUUGCGAUCGAGACCAUGAUUUGGAGUCUGCCGAUUACGAUCUACCCCACGGCACCGUUGCAAAUACCACAGCCCUGUGGCGAAUACAAGCUUAAUAUAAAAUAAAGCAGCAAUACUACGUUA
This is a messenger RNA of Anopheles stephensi (Asian malaria mosquito), 1599 nucleotides long. RefSeq names its product RAB6A-GEF complex partner protein 2. Gene Ontology annotation, cellular component: Golgi membrane; Ric1-Rgp1 guanyl-nucleotide exchange factor complex. Gene Ontology annotation, biological process: retrograde transport, endosome to Golgi. Bases 298 to 1581 code for a protein of 427 amino acids. Lineage: Eukaryota; Metazoa; Arthropoda; Insecta; Diptera; Culicidae. The transcript has 3 exons. The record is from RefSeq and is a predicted model, not a curated record.